CAGACGACUUACACUUCAGUCGUCCAGACGACUUCCAACAUCUCAGACGACUCAGACGAUUUACUGGGGCUAUAUUCGUAAAAAUGGCUUCUGUUUUUUUGUUUGGUCACAAGGGGCUGAGCUGUAAUUUCACUAGGCUUUUAGGUUAGUUUUGCAUUUGAUUCAAGUUUGAGUAUAGGUUUGGGAUUAAAAUCAAGUUGUGGGUUAGUUUUGGCAAAAACCCCAUAAUCAAAAGUCAUAUUUCCUUUUUCUGUUUGGGAACCGACUCUGAGUAGUAGGAAGGGUCAUCUACUCUCUAUAAAAAGAAACCUCUCAUCUCUCAAUAGCUCACAAAAGCAAACAACUAGAAACAAAACAACAACAACAACAAGAAAACAUCGAUUUUUAAUCAAAGAAAAGAAAGAAGAAACGAUAUGGGUCUCUCUAAGGCACGCAAGCUACUCUUAAUCCUCGUGAUCACUGCUUACCUCUUUUCCGGGACUGCUCAUGCAUGGAGCUGGAGCUGGGGUUCUGGCCAAUCCGGUUCGAAUUGGGGAUGGGGAUGGGGCUCCGAUGACAACUCUGGCUCGGGUUCAGGUGGUUCAAACCCGAACUCGGGUGGUGGUUCAAGCUGGGGUUGGGGAUGGAGCUCGAACGGAACAGAUACAAACUGGGGUUGGGGAAGCAGCUCUGGCUCAAGUGGCACCGGCUCUACACAUAAAAGCUACCACAACCACACGACCCCAUCAACCCACUCGAACGGCUCAGGCUCAAACAAGACACGCGGCAGUAUUGGCUCUUCACACAAAAACCACACGGCUCAAGUAUCGUCUAGAAGAAAGAUUGAGGUUACUGUGUGGAAGAACGGAUUCGAUUACCAAGAAUGGGCUUCAAAGCAUGCACCCUUCCUCACCAACGAUGUCCUUUCUUUCAAGUACAACGAUAAAUAAAGUCAAUCCAAGACGAAGCACAACAAUAACAAGGACGAUGUCUACUUGCUUCCAGACUUGAAGAGCUACAAGAGAUGCGAUGUGAGCAGAGGGAAGAAGCUAGUCGCGAGAGGAGGCUCAUCAUCAGGGUUUAAGUUGCUUCUCCGCAAGACUCAUGAGACUUACUUCUUCGCUAGUGGAGACCACAACGGCUGCAACCACAACAUGAAGUUCUCUAUCUCCCCGAUUCCUCGCUCUUCUUCACACACUAAACCCUAAAUAUCACUUCACUACUUUGUUUCCUUGUUAGAUUCUGUUUAGUUUCCUUUUUUUCUUUUGUUUCUUGUGCUUCAAGUAAAUGAUGGAUUGAUUUAUUACAAAUUUAUUUGGAGAUAAUAUGAUUUAUCUUAUAUAUUUAAAUAGAAGUCAUGACUUUUUUCAUGUGUGAUUUUUUAAUUUGUACCAUCACUUAGAAAUCUUAUUAAAUAUAUUUUACUAAGACUUAUAAUACAUAAAAUCUUUAAAAUACUUUAAUCAUAAUAUCUUUUAAUUUUAAUUUAUAAUUUUAACAAAUCUGUUUUAAAAGAUUUUUACA
Brassica rapa (field mustard) is the source of this 1503-nucleotide messenger RNA. Its product is annotated as fibrinogen alpha-1 chain. Lineage: Eukaryota; Viridiplantae; Streptophyta; Magnoliopsida; Brassicales; Brassicaceae. The record is from RefSeq and is a predicted model, not a curated record.